GCAACUAGUACAUGUAUGAUUGAUAAUACACAAUGCACAGAUUUGGGAAACGGACCAGUCUGUAAUUGUGUAGAUUCUCAUUAUAAUAAUGGAAGUGUCUGCGUAUCAAAACGUGGCCUUAACGAGUCCUGCACUGCAAAUGGACAGUGUGCCGACGCGAAUGCUGAAUGUAAGGGCAUUGGAAGUGAACUCAUAUGCUCAUGUAGUGAUGACUAUUUUGAGUCUGAAGGAGUAUGUACGUUGAAACGUGGUCUUAACGAUGCAUGUCUAGCAAACGACCAGUGUGCUGACGCAAAUGCUGAAUGUAAAGGCACUGGGCGUGAACGCAUAUGUGCAUGUAGUGAUGACUAUUUUGAGUCUGAAGGAGUGUGCACGAUUGAAACGCGGUCUUAACGAUGCAUGUUUAGCAAACGAACAGUGUGCUGAUGAGAAUGCUGAAUGUAAAGGCACUGGCAGUGAACGCAUAUGUUCAUGUAGUGAUGACUAUUUUGAGUCUGAAGGAGUGUG
This is a messenger RNA of Owenia fusiformis, 507 nucleotides long. NCBI's taxonomy places the organism in Eukaryota, Metazoa, Annelida, Polychaeta, Sabellida, Oweniidae. The record is from the annotation of a GenBank genome assembly.